AUGCGAGUCAUCAUUCAGCGCGUUAAAAAUGCCGCGGUCAGUGUAAUCAAAGAAGGCAGCAACGAGACGGAAAAGCAGUUAGAACUUCUCAGCGAAAUACAAAAUGGAAUCAUCUGCUUCCUGGGGAUACACAAAAACGACAGUUGGAAGGAUGCGCUGUAUAUCAUUCGGAAGUGUCUGAACCUCCGAUUGUGGCCAAAUGGUAACAAAAGUUGGGAUAAAAGUGUGAAAGAUUUAAAUUACGAAGUUUUGGUUGUCUCUCAGUUUACCCUUUUUGCUAACACGAGAAAGGGAAGCAAGCCAGAUUUCCACCUGGCGAAAGAACCCAAAGAAGCACUAGCUAUGUACAACAAGAUGGUAGAACAAUUUAUCCAGGACUACAGUCAUGAGAAAAUAAAAACGGGCAAAUUCGGAUGCUAUAUGAACAUCCAAGUGACAGGUGAUGGGCCUGUUACUAUUUUUAUUGACAGCCACGACGUCAAUUUGGAUGGCUGA
Plasmodium inui San Antonio 1 is the source of this 495-nucleotide messenger RNA. Its product is annotated as D-tyrosyl-tRNA(Tyr) deacylase. The record is from RefSeq and is a predicted model, not a curated record. Gene Ontology annotation, cellular component: cytoplasm. NCBI's taxonomy places the organism in Eukaryota, Apicomplexa, Aconoidasida, Haemosporida, Plasmodiidae. Gene Ontology annotation, biological process: tRNA metabolic process. The coding region runs from base 1 to 495 and encodes 164 amino acids. The transcript has a single exon. Gene Ontology annotation, molecular function: D-tyrosyl-tRNA(Tyr) deacylase activity.